AUGCGUGGCGGCAUCCAAGAGCUCGACAAUCUCCACCGGCCCCAUCUCCUCCGCGUCAGUAGCGACCUCACGGAGACGCAUGCUCUGGGCUCGGGAAGCCGAAGCGCGUGGAUCUACCGAAUCUCCAACGGGCCUCACAUGAUCCAAGCCUGGCGGCCGGGCGAGACCCCGCCGACGAGGCGAUAUAUGACGGUUGGCGCCAUCAUGUGGUCUCAGGUCUCGCAGUUCGCCCUGACGGACGGGGUGGACAGGGUCCAAGACCUGGAAUGGCAAGACAACCCCGACUUCGACACCGCCUGGGACGACUAUGCGGCCAGCCCGUGGCAGCCCAUGUUCGGGCCGGUCAACGGGGCAGGCGAGGUGGAGCAGCGGGCCAGGUUCUACGAGCAUUCCCGGGAUCUCAGCGACCCUUACGGCGAGUUCCUUGACGAGAUUACCGGGCCUCUGAACGCGAACAUGCCUCGGACGCAGCGCCAAAGACUUGGCCGUCUGCUUGACUGGGACCGCAGGGAGGAACCAGGACGUGUAUUCCCCUUGGCCCGUCAGGACCGUGUGGUUCCACCCGUCAUGGGGGCGGUGCUGGGGACAGAUUGGGCUGCCAUGGGAAUCCCGCGACGCCUCCAGCUGGCCAUGGAAGGCGGCCUCCCCUCGCAGCUCCAACUCGCCAUGGUGAUAAGAAACAUUACCGGACAGAACUACUCGCCGGACAGGAUAUCGAGGGCUUUUAGCGGCUUUGAGGAUGCAGGCAAGUAA
This is a messenger RNA of Purpureocillium takamizusanense, 753 nucleotides long. RefSeq lists its product as uncharacterized. The transcript is spliced from 2 exons. The record is from RefSeq and is a predicted model, not a curated record. The coding region runs from base 1 to 753 and encodes 250 amino acids. NCBI's taxonomy places the organism in Eukaryota, Fungi, Ascomycota, Sordariomycetes, Hypocreales, Ophiocordycipitaceae.